AUGGCCUCGACAGGCGCCCCGGAAACCCCGCAAGUUCCUGCAAGCCCACAACGGAGAGGGGGAAGAGGGCGUGGGCGCGGCAGAGGUGCACACGGUGGAGAAGAUGGCCAUGAGAACUUCGGAGGGCGAGGCCGUGGUCGGGGCGGCUUCCAGAGCCGCGGGCGAGGUCGCGGCAACAGAGACGGCGCGGGCACUCGCGGUGGACACGCGCCGGAGAAGGGCAAGGCGCCUGCCAUAGACACAGAAGAGAGCGGACACGCUCCACCGACUCUCGUCAAGCCCAACCUCCAGCAAUCGGACAUCGAAGACGACGAUGCCGAAGUCUGCUUCAUUUGCGCCUCGCCCGUUCAGCACACAGCCGUCGCUCCUUGCAACCACCGCACAUGUCACAUCUGCUCCAUCCGAAUGCGGGCCUUGUAUAAAACAAAGGCCUGUGCACAUUGUCGAACCGAGUCGGACCACGUUAUCCUCACAGACGACGCCGAGAAGAACUACGAGGACUUCUCCACCGCCGAGUUUUUCAAAUCCGACGAUACCCUGGGCAUACACUUUGAGAACUCUGGCGUGUUUGAAGACGCGCGACUGCUGUUACAGUACAACUGCCCCGACGGCGAUGACCUCUGUACGCGGAACAAAAAGGUCUUUACCCACGAGCACGUCCUAUUCACGAUGGCCGAGCUACGACGGCACCAGAAGUUUGGCGACGAUAAUCCUGGAGCGAUAGAUCAAAGCGGGUUCAAAGGGCACCCGGAGUGCGGUUUCUGCAACCAGCGUUUCUACGGCGACGACGAACUAUACACCCAUUGCAGGGACAAGCACGAGCGCUGCCAUAUCUGCGACCGCCGGGAGGGAGGAAGCAGGAAACAACAAUACUACGUCAAUUACGAUUCGCUCGAGGUGCAUUUUCGGAAAGACCAUUUCCUCUGCCCAGACCGAGAGUGUCUAGAGAAGAAGUUCGUCGUGUUCGAUUCUGAGAUGGACCUCAAGGCGCACCAGUUGGAGGUGCAUCCCAACGGCCUUUCCAAGGACGCUUUACGGGAUGCCCGGAGAGUUGACAUGUCUGGCUUCCAAAUCAGGGCGCCUCACGAGCAAGGUCAGGGUAACAACAGGCGAGACGAGCGCAGACGCGAGGGUGGCAGAGGCCGUGGACGCGGACGGGAUCCGAACGCUGAGCCAGUGCCUGCGUCGUCUGCGCAGCCCUUGAGCAGAGCAGAGCUUGCAUACCAGCGGCAGAGGGAGGCUCAGAACACUCAUUCAGUAACAGGAAGAACUUUUGGGGGCCAGCUCUCUGCACCAACUCCAGGCGAGGCGUUCGCUGCUAGACCUCCUCCAAGCGCCUCAGAGCCUCCUACCGUUACUGCGUCGCGCCCAACCCCAGCGGCUGCCAACAAUAUCACAAAUGGCGUCGCUCAACUAAGCAUGGACACACAACCACCCAACCCAGUUCCACAGACACCCCAGGACCAGGCUAGACAGUUGCGUCACAACGCAGUUACGGAACGGGCCACAAACAUGCUUCGGGGUAGCGAGAUCAAGCUGCAAGAGUUCAGAGCCGCAGUAUCGGCCUAUCGCAACUCCAAGGUAUCCGCGGCACAGCUCAUCGACGGGUUCUUUGCGCUGUUCGACGCUAACUCGAAAGAGAUGGGGAAGCUGAUCAAAGAAUUGGCAGACAUCUUCGAGAUGCCAGGAAAGCGGGAAGCUCUAUUGAAGGCUUGGAAUGAUUGGAAGGCUAUCAACGAGGACUAUCCAUCAUUACCCGGCUCUGCGACAGGCUUGAACGGCGGAUCGACUGCGCGAGGAGGUUCGCGGGUACUGAAGCUGAAGAGUUCAACAGCGCAAUCAUCUCGAUCCACAGCCAACCAGCAAGCCAGUUGGUCGAACGCAUCGUCGAGCAACCCAUUCCCAGCCUUGCCAGCGCCUUCGGGUCGUGUCGGUGCGAAGCCCGGCCAAACGCCUUGGGCCUCCUCAUCUGCCGCAACGAGCGCGCGCCCCUCGCCCAUGCCAUCGCGAGUCGCAUCAUCAACAAACGUAAACAGGAAGCCUGCUGCCGCAGACGCCUUCCCAGCUCUCCCAGCAGCAGCCAAACCCACCAGCACAAUCUUCAGUCCUGGCUACACUGGCCAUGGACUACGACGCGACAACAGCGGACGCAACACUCCAGUUAGUAACCCUUGGGCUGGCCCAUCCGGCACGAACAGCGGUACAUCAACACCGGCUUUGGAGGAUGCAGGAGCGGCAGGGAAGAAGAAGGGCAACAAGGGCAAAAAGCAGACACUCUUCCAGUGGGGUUAG
Molecule: messenger RNA, 2292 nt
Organism: Alternaria infectoria
Lineage: Eukaryota; Fungi; Ascomycota; Dothideomycetes; Pleosporales; Pleosporaceae
Exons: 2
Coding region: 1-2292 (763 amino acids)
Biological process (GO): rescue of stalled cytosolic ribosome; protein ubiquitination
Molecular function (GO): ribosome binding; ubiquitin protein ligase activity
Source: RefSeq, a predicted model, not a curated record